UUUAAUAACAUUUUUUUAAAAGAGAAAAUUAGACAAAUUUACAAUUCAGGGUCUGUGCAUUCCUUCUUCCAUCUUCUCUUCUCGUCUCCAGGAUCCUCUGAAACUCUGAUUCAACCCUUCCCUCCUUCCAUCGCAAUUUUGCAUCUCGAGAAGGUUUUGGUGAUUGAUUUGGUUGUGUGAGAAGAUGCAUCCUCCUUUAACAUUGCACAAACAUCCUAUGUGCGCUGAAAUUAUCGAGGAGUUUCAAAAGUGUCAUGUGGAACAUCCUAUUGCAAAAUUCUUUGGCGAAUGUACAGAAUUGAAAAUAAAAUUGGAUCGCUGCUUCAGAGCAGAAAAAGCUGUGAAGAGAAAGGCCAACUUUGAAAAGAGCAAAGAACUCAAGGAACAACUGCGAGUUUUAAGGAAAGAAAAUGCUGCAAGCAACAGUCAAUAGAAGUAGAAGGAUUUUCUGCUAUGAUGAAAACUAAAAUUGUUUACGCAAAAUACAGUCCUUAGUUUUGUACAAUGGCUCCAUAUGAUAUUUUUCCAUUGUCAAGCAAAGAAAUAUUAUGUAUCAUUGAUUUUCCAUUUGCAAAAUACAAUCCUUAGUUUUGUACAAUGCGCUCUGUAAUAAUCAGUAUGUAACAAACCAUGCUACCAUACACCCAAAUACCUAUCUUACUAUAGGUUGAUGUGUGUCGGCGAACUAGUCUUGUAUGGUCACAAGACCAAAUUUAUAGUAGUAUUUAGGCACAUACACAGACAUUUGUUUUUCUUCUGAUAGUAAUAAAAAUUUGAUUUAACA
Messenger RNA from Medicago truncatula (barrel medic), 784 nucleotides. Its product is annotated as COX assembly mitochondrial protein 2 homolog. The coding region runs from base 185 to 433 and encodes 82 amino acids. NCBI's taxonomy places the organism in Eukaryota, Viridiplantae, Streptophyta, Magnoliopsida, Fabales, Fabaceae. Gene Ontology annotation, cellular component: mitochondrion. The record is from RefSeq and is a predicted model, not a curated record. The transcript is spliced from 4 exons.